Molecule: messenger RNA, 4104 nt
Organism: Dunckerocampus dactyliophorus (ringed pipefish)
Lineage: Eukaryota; Metazoa; Chordata; Actinopteri; Syngnathiformes; Syngnathidae
Product: histone-lysine N-methyltransferase SETDB1-B-like
Exons: 25
Coding region: 245-3898 (1217 amino acids)
Biological process (GO): negative regulation of gene expression; heterochromatin organization
Cellular component (GO): nucleus
Molecular function (GO): histone H3K9 methyltransferase activity; protein binding; DNA binding
Source: RefSeq, a predicted model, not a curated record
CCCUGUGCUAGAAUGUCUAAAAGCGCUACAUUUCAUCAAAACAGAUUCAAACCUGUGAACGUUUGAAGGAAACCCAGGCUUCUCCGAGGGGCGGCACUUUGUAGUUAUGCCAUCCAAACAGCCGAAGCAUCACCGCCCAUUCGGAAUGUCCUUGGAGACAAAACAUGCGCUCUCCUUAUGUGUGGCUGGCUACCUUUUGGUGGCUACCAGGUAGCUUUUAGCGAGCUAACAGUGUAAACAGAGGAUGGACACCGAUGAAGGAAUGGAGGUAGACGGCUGGGAUGCCAGCCUGGAGGACGAGCUGGGCAUUUCCCUGGACGAGCUGAAGAAGUGGAUCGAGGAGGCGGUGGAGAAGAGCGAGAUGGUGCAGAAGAAAAAGGCCCAGCUGAACGAGCUGGAGCAGCAGGUCAGGAAGAAGGAGGAAGAGGAGGCCAUGACGGAGAAGCUCCUCAGGGAUGCCAAGCAGUCAGUCACCGAGUGUGAGAUGCUGGUGAGGGCCACCUACCUGCAGCACGGCCUCGUGUACAAAGAGAGCAGCUCGGAGGACGAAGACGGCGGCGGACGCGUGAUGGCCUCCGAGGUCAUCGAGAUAGACGACGACGACGAUGACGAUGACGACGUCAUAGCCGUUGGCUGUCUGGUGCCCCCACAGACUCCUGUCACUCCUGGCAAAGAUUCAGUGAUGAAGGAGACGUCUACGGCACUCCAGAAAACCACAGAGCAGGUCAGCAAACUGGUCCAAAUAGUCACCAGGCCUUCUCCGGCGGCUUCCAUGUCCAGAUCUCCAGCACAGUCAGGUAUUCAUCCUGCAACACCAGCAGUGAUCAUAUCGCAAGUUCCCCCUCAGCCCAUGGCCCAGCCCAGCCCCAAAAAGAGGGAAGAUGAGCUCCGAGUCGGGAUGAUCAUUCUGGGGAAGAAACGGAUGAAGACCUGGCACAGAGGCACCCUGGUUGCCGUCAACCCCGUCGGGAACAAUACUUUCAAAUACAAAGUCAAGUUCGACAAAGGCAAGAGUCUGCUCUCAGGGAACCACGUGGCUUUCGACUACAACCCCACCCUGGAGAGUCUGUUUGUGGGUGCCCGGGUGGUGGCCAAGUACAAGGACAGCCAACAGGUGUGGCUCUACGCCGGGAUAGUCGCAGAGAUGCCCACCACCAAGAACCAAAUGAGGUUCUUGAUCUUCUUCGAUGAUGGCUACGCUUCUUAUGUCAACUUACCGGACCUCUACCCUGUGUGCCGACCACUGAAACGUACCUGGGAAGACAUAGAGGACGCGUCUUGCCGAGAUUUCAUCGAGGAGUACAUCACUGCUUAUCCCAGCAGGCCCAUGGUGCUUCUAAAAGUGGGCCAGAUCAUCAAAACCGAGUGGGAUGGAACCUGGUGGAAGAGUAAAGUAGAGGAAGUGGACGGCAGCUUGGUCAAGAUCCUUUUUCUGGAUGAUAAGAGAACUGAGUGGAUCUACAGGGGCUCCACCAGAUUGGAGCCCAUGUUCAACCUGAAGAUGACCACCGCCAACACCCAGGAGAAGAAGUUGGCCGGCCAGCAGAGGACACGACCAAAUAUGGGUGCGCUGAGAAGUAAAGGUCCUGUCGUCCAGUACACCAGUGAUGGUCAUCUUGGAGCUUCUCCUGUCAAGUCCCCACCCCCCCAUAGCCUGCCGGCAGCUCAGAUUCAACAGCCACCAGCCCAACAAACCACUCAGCUCACUCAGUCGCCACGUGUUGACUCUAAACAUCAAAUGGCCAAGAAGAGCACUUCUCCCUUCAUCCCUGGCGUGGGAGGCACGAAUGCCUCCAGAGUCAUGCAGCCUCUGUCUUCCAGUCCCAGCAACAUGCAAAGAAUGGUGACCCCUGCAGUCAGCAGCAGCUCGCAACCUCAGCAGUCGUACCAGAGACAGGUGACCACUUCCGUCACCCCGCCCGUGGCGUCCCAUCCCGGGGCCACCAUCCCGCACCAGCCGUCAUACCGCGCGCCCACCGAACGCAUCUUCUACACGACGCACACCUGCCAGCCGGCCUGCCUGAGUCGCGUGCGGCCGGUGACGCCAGAUCUGCACCGGGGCAAGAACCCCCUCCUCACGCCGCUACUGUAUGACUUCAGACGGAUGACGGGCCGACGCAAAGUCAACCGUAAAAUGACCUUCCAUGUGAUCUACAAGGCCCCGUGCGGGCUGUGCCUGCGCAACAUGGCCGAGAUCCAGCGCUACCUCUUCGAAACACACUGUGACUUCAUCUUCUUGGAGAUGUUCUGCCUGGAUCCCUACGUGCUGGUCGACCGGCCCUUCCUGCCGCUGAGGCCCUUCUAUUAUAUUCCAGACAUCACCGGAGGAAACGAGGACAUCCCGCUUUCCUGCGUCAACGAGAUUGAUUCCACGCCACCUCCCAACGUUGCCUACAGCAAAGAGCGCAUUCCUGAAGACGGCGUGUUCAUCAACACCAGUUCGGACUUCCUGGUCGGGUGUGAUUGCACUGAUGGCUGUCAGGACAAGUCCAAGUGCUCCUGCCACCAGCUGACCCUGCAGGCUACCGCCUGUACUCCGGGGGCACAGAUCAACCCAAAUGCUGGCUACCUGAACAAGCGCUUAGAGGAGUGCCUGCCCACGGGGAUCUACGAGUGCAACAAGCGUUGCAAGUGUUGCAGCCAAAUGUGCACCAACCGCCUGGUGCAGCACGGCCUGCAGGUGCGGCUUCAGCUCUUCAAGACCCAGAACAAAGGCUGGGGCAUCCGCUGCUUGGACGACGUGGCCAAAGGCUCUUUUGUCUGCAUCUAUGCCGGGAAAAUCCUAACAGACGACUUUGCCGACAAAGAAGGUUUAGAGAUGGGUGACGAGUACUUUGCUAACCUGGACCACAUUGAGAGCGUGGAGAACUUCAAGGAGGGCUACGAGAGCGAGGCUCACUGUUCAGACAGCGAGGGCAGCGGCGUGGACAUGUCCAGGUUAAAAAUCCAACCAUCGGCCUUGUUGUCGGCCAGCUCUUUUGGACGACAGGCUAAAAAAGAUGACAGCUCAGGCUCGUCCGAGGACAGCAACGGCGAGGACGACAAAGACUCAAAAAGCGAAGACGAGAGCGACAGCUCAGACGACACGUUCGUGAAGGACAAUUAUUACAGCAGCAGCUCUGUGUGGAGGAGCUACACCACGCGUGGACAGGCCAAAGGCAACAAGGAAGGGAGUCAGGAUGAUAAAGAUGGGACUUCCGUGUCAGCCAAAGGAGACGAGAAGUCGCUGUCCGUGCCAGAGGAGACGGGAAAAAGCAAAGUGGCCUCCUGGCUCACCAGCCAGGGAAUGAAGAAGGAGUCUGGAGACGGCAAGAGCCAGGCGAAGCCCGAGGCGGCAAAGAAGCAGGACGUGACCACGCUCUCCGACAGCGACGAUGUCCAGACCAUCAGCUCGGGAUCCGACGACAACAAGGAGAAAGAGAAACCCCCCACAGGUGUGGUGAAGAAGCAGGUCGCCGUGAAGUCCACUCGAGGCAUCGCUUUGAAGUCCAGUCACAGCAUGAUGGUGAAGACGGGCACGCCCGGAGGCGGGGUGUCGCAAGGAGGGCAGGGGGCAAAAUCGGGGCAGCAGGCGCAGACGGGAGGGGGAGGGGACAGCGGCCACAAAAACACCCGACUCUUCUUUGACGGUGAAGAAUCGUGUUACAUCAUUGAUGCCAAGCUGGAGGGAAACCUCGGCCGCUACCUGAACCACAGCUGCAGUCCCAACCUCUUUGUCCAGAACGUCUUUGUGGACACACACGACUUGAGGUUCCCUUGGGUGGCCUUCUUUGCCAGCAAGCGUAUCCGGGCCGGAACCGAGCUGACCUGGGACUACAACUAUGAGGUUGGCAGCGUGGAGGGCAAAGUGCUGCUGUGCUGCUGCGGCUCCACCGAGUGUAGAGGAAGACUUCUUUGAGCUUUCUCUCACUGCCCUCUGCUCCUUUUUUAAAAAAAAACAAACAAAAAAAACCCAACUGUCAUUGUUUUUUUUUAAGUGGUGUCUUUUAAUUUUUUUUUUAGAUUAGCGUUUUAUGUUUUUGCAUUAUUUUAUAUGCAUAUAUUUCAUUUGUCCUUCGGCAAGUUUAUUUGCAUUUGAAUAAAAUGUAAUUUUCCUCCAAGGAA